CAGUGUAACAGCAGAACAGGAUAAAGGUUCAGCAGCUGCCUCAGUCUAGGGGAGGAUGCUGUGUAUUUUUCAAAAUCUGAACUUACAUGCAAUGUUGCAAAGAUUGUUUUCCAAAUGUCUUUAUGACUUUAUUAGCUGGAUAGGCAAAACAACAGGACUUAUGUAUGUAUAAACAGUACAUACAGUAUAUUUUGUUGCCUGAUAUAUGUGAAUAUUUUCGCAGAUAUUUUAGAACAUAAAAGUAGAAAACUUCCUUAAACUGUCAAAGGUUUUUCACAAUGGUUGAUUGUAAUUGUACUGCUGUCAGUGAAUAAUGGUAAAGUUUUCACUUUUGAAAAAGGACAUUUUGAAUCUCUGUCAUGUGUGAGCCUAGAUAUCUACUAUCUGAAAUGUGUUAGUUAUACUGAAAAAUUCUGGUAAAAAUGUUGAAAUGUAAACACAAACAUAAAUACAUGCAGACUUAUGUUAUGUGUCUUGUUGAAAUAAGUGUUCAAUAGGAAAUCUUAAUCAGGCCAUUUUAAUACCUAGUAACUUUCCUUUUUGUCCUCUUUUGAUCUGUCUUUUCCUCUCCCUCCAUCACUCUCACUUCUCUUCUUCCAGCUCUGCUGCUGUGCAGACAUGAAGAGCAACAACAGCCUGAAUCCUUUAUACUUUCAGUUCACACUUUUUGGAGAUUCUGUGCCCCUCAGAUAUCUGUUCUUCUGUCUGUGUCUGUUGAUCUACAUGACUAUAAUCUCUGCAAAUGUUCUCAUUAUUCUGACAGUCUGCCUGGAGAAGACUCUGCAUCAACCCAUGUACAUGUUUAUCUCCUUUCUGUCUUUAAACUCUCUGUACGGCUCAGUCGGCUUCUUCCCGAGAUUCCUGAUGGACAUUCUGUCUGACACUCAUUUGAUCUCACGUGCAUCUUGUUUCAUUCAGAUGUAUGUUAUCUACAGCUAUGCAUCAUACGAACUGACUAUCCUCGGCAUCAUGGCCUACGAUAGAUUUGUUGCUAUUUGCCAACCUUUACACUAUCACAGCAAAAUGACGUUGAGUAUGGUGAGGCAUCUUUUGAUUUUUGCUGUGCUCUACCCUGCAGUUGCUCUUAGCUUCAGUCUUUAUCUUACUGUUCGAUUGCCUUUGUGUGGAAAUAAACUGCACAGGGUUUUCUGUUCUAACUUGCCUGUGGUUCAGCUCUCCUGUGUGGACACAACCCUGAACAACAUAGUCGGUCAGUUUGUUAUGAUUACAAACAUCUUCAUGCCUCUUUUCUUUAUCCUGUACACCUAUCUACGGAUUCUGCUUGUGUGCAGGAGAAGCUCAUCUGAAUUCAGAGGAAAGGCCUUACAAACCUGCCUGCCCCACAUGGUGACAUUUGUGACCUAUUCGUUCUCUCUCGUCUGUGAGCUGUCACUGACUCGAUUUGAGGCUGAUAAAAUUAAUCCAGUCAUCACAGUUGUUUUAUCUUUAGAGUAUUUGAUCUUUCCCCCCAUCAAUAACCCUCUAGUUUAUGGCCUGAAUCUGCCUCAAAUCAAAGGAGUGAUUUUUAGAUUUUUGAAGAUACACAAAAUGGUUCCUGCUGUCAAAAUUUAAAACUCAUCAUGCACAUACUGUAUAGCAAACAAUGAAGCUUUAAGCCAGUGUUGUUGACAAAAUAUACUUCUGGAAUAUGUUGAAUGUAUUUAUCCAUGGAUUUUUUUGCGAUCACAUUAAUUUUAAGGAGACCUGAAUAUCUAUGAAUAGAAUAGAUGUAAUAUUAAAAUAGAUAAACCGGAACCACAACAAUGAUAUUGAUAUUGUACAAGUUAAUGUAUUGUUCAACUGACAGCUCCACAGGCGAAAAUACAUAUUUGAAACUCACUAGCCUAGAAUUCGAUUUGAUAGGUUUUUAGGUGUGUAUGGUGGGAAUUUGGAUGUUAGAUGUAUCUUUGUACUCUGCAUUUAUUCUAUGUGUUAACAUUAUUUUGUUUUCAUGUUGUGAAUCGGUUUCCCUUUGUGAUUAUAAUAACACUUAACUGUAAUGACGUAGGAUAAUCAACAAACAAGACUAAGAGUGUACAGACAUGCUAGCUGUACUUAGAAGCUGUACUUUGUCACCAUGUUCUGCAACAUCAUCAUGCUAAACAUGCUCACAAUGACAAUACUAACAGGUUUAUGAUUACCAGGUUUGUAUUAGACAAAUUAAAUUUCAGACCUGAUGAUUGCACUAGAUGAAAAGUUAGAGGAUCACCUGAGUUUUUACAGUUCAACCUGAUAUUAAUGUCUGUACAAAAUGUCAUGGCAAUCCAUACCGUAGUUGUUGAGAUAUUUGAACCAAAGUGGCUUUUUUAGUCUUAAUUUUAUCACAUAUUUUCUUGUACUGUCACUGUUGAGUCAUUUGUAUGUUGUUCUAUAAUACUGGAAUAAAGUUUUUAAAACUAAGAUGUA
Siniperca chuatsi (mandarin fish) is the source of this 2406-nucleotide messenger RNA. RefSeq names its product olfactory receptor 6N1-like. NCBI's taxonomy places the organism in Eukaryota, Metazoa, Chordata, Actinopteri, Centrarchiformes, Sinipercidae. Gene Ontology annotation, biological process: G protein-coupled receptor signaling pathway. The coding region runs from base 619 to 1572 and encodes 317 amino acids. Gene Ontology annotation, molecular function: olfactory receptor activity; G protein-coupled receptor activity. The record is from RefSeq and is a predicted model, not a curated record. Gene Ontology annotation, cellular component: membrane. The transcript has a single exon.